AUGUCUCUAUUCACGAUCAUCCGUACGCAAGGCAUCAUCCUCUAUGUCAUCGUGUUUUUCGCUAGUAUCGUUCCGUUUGUCGUUUCGUGGCUGAACCUUAAUUAUGUCAUGAAUGUGUUUUUUACAUCGCCUGCAUCAAGCUACGCAGUGAUUCCAGCAUUCACCGCGCCUCAGAGUACAAGCCAUAGAACUCUUGUGAGAGGUCCGCCAGAAGGUACUCCUACGAGGGAGGAUAAACCAAACUUUUUCGAUUUGGUCGAGGAGAUGAUGGUGUUGGAUUCGCUGGGGUGGAGUACUUACUACUGCGUUGCAAGUCUUGUGCGAAUCGCCACUUUGUCCGAGUGA
Suillus subalutaceus is the source of this 345-nucleotide messenger RNA. RefSeq lists its product as uncharacterized. The record is from RefSeq and is a predicted model, not a curated record. Bases 1 to 345 code for a protein of 114 amino acids. The transcript has 6 exons. Lineage: Eukaryota; Fungi; Basidiomycota; Agaricomycetes; Boletales; Suillaceae.